Anopheles funestus (African malaria mosquito) is the source of this 3073-nucleotide messenger RNA. Its product is annotated as WD repeat-containing protein 3. Gene Ontology annotation, cellular component: Pwp2p-containing subcomplex of 90S preribosome; small-subunit processome. The record is from RefSeq and is a predicted model, not a curated record. NCBI's taxonomy places the organism in Eukaryota, Metazoa, Arthropoda, Insecta, Diptera, Culicidae. The transcript is spliced from 2 exons. Gene Ontology annotation, molecular function: snoRNA binding; protein binding. The coding region runs from base 240 to 2999 and encodes 919 amino acids. Gene Ontology annotation, biological process: maturation of SSU-rRNA.
AAUAUGUAUGUUGCCAUGGUAGCAUGUUUUUCGGAGCAAUAUAUUGCAAUGCCGUUCGUGCACGUGUACCACCACCUUAAGCGGACUCUUGCAUCCGUGGCUUUAAACACAUAGUAAAUCGAAGAAAAAUUGUCAAAACAAUCAAACAAAUGCACGUGUGUUGUUCAAUCGGGUUGUGGCUGCCGGUGCACAUUCAGUUUUGUAAAUAAUCGCCCGAGAAAGUGUAUAAAGUUUUUCUCAUGGGGUUAACAAAGCAGUAUCUGGCAUAUAAGCCGGUAUCGAGCUUCAACAUAAUCGCUAGCGGUCGUGCCAACAUUUCGUUCGUCACGAUUAACCAUGUCGUCGGCCGGUAUGUGGUUGUGGCUGCCGCAGAGAAGGUUCUUGUAUGGGACAUGAGGAUUGGCGAGAAGGUAGUUGAAUUUGUUCGCGACAAACAGGAGGUAACCUUCUUGCGCACCACCCCUGACAAUAAGCUGCUUGCGGUGGGUUAUUCCGACGGAUUGGUGGAACUGUUCAGCUUCGAAAGUAAGCAGUCCGUAUGCAGCUUUGCUUCGCAUCGUUCAGCCGUUAGUGCGCUGAAUUUCGACCUGCUUGGAUUAAAGCUUGUAUCCGGAGGGCUGGACAACGAUCUGGUGGUAUCGGACGUAGUGAGCCAAACGGGAAAAUGUCGACUCACCGGCCAUACCGCCCCAAUAACGCAAGCCUGUUUCAUGCAACGCUUUCAAGACGUAGUCGUGUCCAGCUCGAAAGACACGCAGAUAAAAUUUUGGAACAUAGAAACGCAAUGUUGCUUCAAAACGAUUGUCGAUCAUCGCACCGAGGUGUGGGAUAUUGUUCUGAUGCGAAACGACGAUUUUCUCGUGUGUGCUACGGCUGAUACGCAGCUUUCUGUGUACAAAAUAUCUCCCAUCACCGAUGAACCGUCGUCAAGUGCGGCGGUAGUGCAAAGCCCCGAAGAAGAAAGUACCGUCAGUCCGUUCCGAUGCACCGCUGCUGGAAGCAUACAACGGGCCGGACACGGGCGCACAAUUAACCUCGUAGCCGACGUCAAUGGUCAGGUGCUCGGAUGCCACGGUACGGACAGGAAGAUUGAACUGUUCUACUUUUGUUCCGAGGACGAGUCCGUGAAGAAGCUGGCGAAGCGUUUAAAAAAACUAAACACAAACAAAACAAAAACGAUAGAGAAUGGACAGGAUGGGCAUGAUGAACGGGAAGCCAAUGUACGGCAGCUGGCACUCACCGAUGAAGUGAAGCGCCUUACAACGAUAGCCACCCCGGAAAAGGUGAAAUCGUUCGAUCUGCUGCUUGGUAGCCGGAAUGAGCUUCGCAUCUGUUGUACGUUUUUGAAAAACUUUGUCCAACUGUUUUCGCUCGAUAUGGACGCUAAAAAUGCCGAACCGGAAACGCUGUACGCGUUGCAAAAGCAAGGCCACCCGUCCGAAGCACGCACCGUUACAUUCAGCUCCGACAAUCUUGCGAUUGCGUCUGGCAGUGCGGAAUCGCUCAAGCUGUGGAGUCGCGCUUCCCAGGGCGUUCUACGAACGGUCGACACGGAUGGGUACGUAGUGAGCACGUGCUUUGUGCCGGGUGAUCGACACGUGCUGGUGGGUUUAAAAUCUGGCGAGCUACUCGUGGUGGAUGUGGUUCCCGGCGAAAUUAUCGAGCGUAUCGAAGCACACGAGAAGGAACUGUGGAGCAUCAUACUAACGCCGGACAAACACGGAUGUGUUAGCGGGGGCGGUGAUACGACGGUGAAAUUCUGGUCCUUCGAGCUUAUCGGUCACAGUGACGGAUCGGACCAGAAGGUCCUUUCGCUGUUGCACAAAAAUACGCUAAAGUUGGAGGAAACGGUACUAUGCGUACGGAUUUCCCAGAAUGGCAAGUACAUUGCGGUUGCCCUGCUCGAUAAUACGGUGAAAAUUUUCUUCCUGGACAGUCUUAAAUUCUACCUUUCGCUUUACGGCCACAAGCUGCCCGUUAUCGCGAUGGACAUUUCGUACGAUUCGACCCUUAUCAUAACGGGUUCUGGCGAUCGUACGAUUAAAAUUUGGGGCAUGGAUUUUGGCGAUUGCCAUCGAUCACUCCUCGCGCACGAUAAUACCGUGACGGCGAUUCAGUUCAUUCCCAACACGCACAUGUUCUUCUCCUGUGCCAAGGAUGGAAAACUGAAGCAGUGGGAUGCGGACAGCUUUCAGAAGAUCAUCACCCUACCCGGUCACUUGGGGGAAGCGCACGCGCUAGCGAUCAGCCCGAAUGGCAAGUACAUCGUUAGCUGUGGUUCGGAUCGAACCCUGCGAUUGUUCCAUCGCACGGAGGAGCCACUCGUUUUGCAGGACGUACAGGAAGAAGAGCGCGAGGAGCUAGAAAAUGCAACGCUUGCCACGGGCGAAGAAUCCACAGUGCCCGGGCUGCCCGGUCUUAGGCUUCCGUCGAAGAAAACCAUCGGCUCGGAGAAGGGCGCAGAAAGUAUACUCGAGUGUCUGGAGGUUAGCAAAGAGUACGAGGACGAAGGCGGCAAAGGUCCGUUGCCUCCGCUAAUGUUCGCCUACUCGGCUACCAACACCGACGAGUUUCUGCUCACUGUGCUUUCCCGCAUCCGGGCGAGCGAUCUCGAAGAGUCACUGCUUCUGCUGCCGUUCAGUGCCGUGUGUGUGCUGCUCGAAAAAGUACCAAAGCUUACCGUUGCCCGGCAGGAUUACACGGAGCUGAUCUGUAAGGUAGUGCUGUUUCUGUUCCGCGUGCACCAGAAACCGAUCGUGAGCAAUCAGGUGUUGCUUCCGGUGAUACAGAAGAUCGUUCCAACGCUACAGGCGGCGGUCAGCGAGUUGCGAGACAUGGUUGGAACGAACCUUCAUGCAGGCCAGAUGUUGCAGCGCGAGCUGGAGGAAAAUGACGGUUGUGUGCUGUUCCGGGAUGCAACGAAACAGCGCAUCCAGCGCGAUCGCCGCCGGAAGCGACGAGAAGCUUCUAAGCGAAAGUUAAUGCAGAUCGUUAAGUAGUCCACCAGCGGGUGUCAUUUCCCAAGGUUCAAUAAAUGUACGCAUGCUCUUUACAGCAAUAGUUACCGUCUGUU